CAGUUAGCCAAUAAGUUAUUUAGGUGGCCUGCUGCAAAAAUAGAAAAAAAAAUGUAUAAAUUCAGAAUCCAGACAAGGGGAAUACUUGUUAUAUGCCUCGAUAAUCUUUCUCUGCGUCUGCGUCUCUGACUUAUAGUCCGUCCAUACAUAUAAUAUCCCACUGUCCGAUUUUAUAUGCUUUGUGUUGCUUCUCUUGCACUCUCUGCUUUGUCUCUGUGUCCCAUGGUCGAACCGCAUCACCUCACCAAUCGAAGACUCAACUACAACCACCCCAUUUUCUGCCUCACUCUCUUUGUCUCUCUCUAGCUUCGCCCUCUCCUUCCUCUUUGUCUUCUUCUUUCUCUCAGAAUCUGCUCUUUGGUUGCACUGCGUCCUUUUUUCUCCUCCUUCCCUCCCCCAUAUUUUGGCUUCUUUCGCUUUCUAUUUAUUACGCAUCUCCCAAAAAGUUCACUACUCUUGAUUUGUGGUGGGUUCGUUUUGGGUUUUCGUUCUUGCUUAAGUCAUGGAAGAUUGCUGUGAUCUUGAAGUCGAUAUAAAUGGACAGGAGACCUUCCUGGUUAACAAAAAUAUUGUUGCUCACUAUUCUAGCAAAUUCAUUAAAUUAUUUGGGAAAAAUAGCGGUCCUAAUAGAAAGCUUAAAGUAAUAUUCCAUGACUUUCCAGGAGGGGCAUCAGGUUUUGAGCUUGUAUUGAGAUUUUGUUACAACAACGGAAAAUAUGGCAUAACUCCUUUCAAUUUGUUCCUUGCACACUCUGCUGCAAAAUUCAUGGAAAUGAAAGAGUCCGUUGAUGGGAAGAGUCCUAAUUUGUUGGAGCAAACAGAAAAAUCACUCCAAGAGAUUGGCUACUGGACAUGGUCCAACCUUUUAGCAGCCUUGAAACAGUGCCAAGAUUUCACUCUAGUCGCAGGUUGUUCUACUAUGAUGCUUGAGAAAUGCUUGGAAUCCAUAGUUGGGAGGCUGGUUUUGACCAGCGAAGCGAGCCCAUGUCCAUCUUCUUGUUCCUCUGAGAGUUCUGGGCAUCGAUGUUCCAGCGACUCCAAAAGCAUUGAGAGUACAAAGACUGCCUUUUCUCGUUCAACAUGGUGGUUUGAAGACCUUAUGUUUCUCAGUCCCUUGCUGGUUCAAAUGCUGGUGAAGUCUAUGCUUUGGCGUAAAUUGGACCAAGUUAUAAUCAGCAGGUUUCUGAUGUAUUACCAGAAGGCAAAGUUUUCUUCUGCCACAACUGAUGAGAAGAGGAAGAUCAUAGAAAUGGUCAUAGACAUGCAUUACAGUAUGGACCCUAGAGUUCUCUCUUGCAAGACUUUAUUUGGGAUUCUCCGAAUCACCCUCAACUUGAACAUAAGCAAAUUUAGCAAGAACAAAUUGGAGAAUAUGAUUGGCGCCCAGUUGGAUCAAGCAACCUUGGACAAUUUGCUUGUUCCAUCUCCUUAUGGAAUAAACUACUUAUACGACGUGAAUCUUGUUCUGAGAUUCUUGAAGGCAUUCCUGCUUCAAGGGACCCGUCUGAUUGCUCCUUCUCGGAUGAAGAAAGUUGCGAGCUUUAUAGAUUUGUAUAUAGCUGAAAUAGCCCCUGAUCCUUAUUUAAAAACAUCCAAGUUCUUGGCUCUUGCCUCAGCACUACCAGAUUCUGCAAGAGACUCCUAUGAUGAACUGUAUCAUGCAAUGGACAUGUAUCUUGAGGUGCACGCGGAUUUGUCAGAGGAAGAAAGGCUGAAGAUAUGCAGUGUUUUAAAUUAUGAGAAGCUUUCAGCCGAGGCAUGCCAGCAUCUGUCUCAGAACAGAAAAUUCCCUUCAAAAUCUGCCGUUAAGGCUCUUAUGGUUCAACAAUCCAAGCUCAAGAACUUAAUUCUCGGCAUCCCCAAUGCAGCUGCAAUCACCAUUUCGCCACGUAGUUCCAGUGACACUGACAGAAGAGGAACAAGACACAGAAUCAAGGAACAGGCCAUGCUGUAUACUGGAGAAUUUGAUGUUCCAGUCCAGGACAAGAAAUUCGCAGCAAGCUUGCAAGGAAUGAAAUGGAGGGUUGCAGAAUUGGAGAAUAUCUGCAGGAAAUUGCAAACCCAGAUGGCAAAGAUAAUGAAAUCAAGAGUAUCGUCAGGCCACGGCUAUUCAAGAUCAUUGCCCAAACUCUGUUCAUGACAGAACAAUUGCCAUGAUAUAGAUUGAGAUUUUUCCUAUGUAACUUACAUGUAGUGUACAGCAAAGGAGUGAGUUCAAUUUCGUAGUUUUUCUGAGCUACUGAAGUUGAUUAAGUUCAGUGUAAAGUAAAAGAUGAUUCUGAGCCAAGUGCUUGCAUAGUUCCACGUCCCUUCCUCCAACAAAUAUUCGUAAUAAGCAAAGACAGCACAUGUUUCAGUAGGGCAAUACAUUUUAAUUAAGUAGGUUCAUAUUAUAUGAUCAA
Prosopis cineraria is the source of this 2402-nucleotide messenger RNA. RefSeq names its product BTB/POZ domain-containing protein At3g22104-like. Gene Ontology annotation, molecular function: protein binding. NCBI's taxonomy places the organism in Eukaryota, Viridiplantae, Streptophyta, Magnoliopsida, Fabales, Fabaceae. The record is from RefSeq and is a predicted model, not a curated record. The transcript is spliced from 3 exons. Bases 503 to 2140 code for a protein of 545 amino acids.